Messenger RNA from Rhododendron vialii, 2863 nucleotides. RefSeq lists its product as uncharacterized. The transcript is spliced from 3 exons. The record is from RefSeq and is a predicted model, not a curated record. NCBI's taxonomy places the organism in Eukaryota, Viridiplantae, Streptophyta, Magnoliopsida, Ericales, Ericaceae. The coding region runs from base 268 to 2634 and encodes 788 amino acids.
UGAGGCAAAGGACUGUGGCGAUAUAGGGAUUAGUCAGGGUGUUUCUGUUUGCAAGGGUGUUCGGGUUACGCGCACCUUGACUAAUUAUUGGUGUCCCGGUCGCCCAUGUAUAGAGGGGGACGGAGGUAAGUAUUAGGAUCAAAGACAGCAACAUUUUCAAACCAAAACUCAAACUCAACCCACCACUUCAAAACUCGAACUCAAAUCUGAUCUAUCCACCCAACAAAAAAACAAGACAUUUGCUUUUAGCAAGUUCAAUCUGAUCAGAUGGAUCAUGAUCAAGACACACAAGAAGGAAAAGGAAGCCUUUAUUUGCAGAUUGAGGAGACUACCGGUUUCAGACUGCAGAGCUGUAUUGACAUGAAGAACAGUAGCAACUUAUAUCCCAAUCCCCCAUCAGGACCCACGGCUCAUCCACCGGAAAGGAAGCUAACCCUCUUGGCUCUCCGGUUAGCAGUUCUGGAAAAAGUAGCGACAGGGUUAGGAACUCUGGGUUUUAUCUGGGCAACAGUGGUUUUACUUGGUGGCUUUGCAGUCACCCUCAGUAAAACAGACUUCUGGUUCAUAACCAUGAUUCUGUUAAUUGAGGGGACCCGGAUAUUCAGCCGGAGCCAUGAGCUCGAAUGGCAACAACACCAAACCACGCUUGCAGGCAUCAUGAAAGUCAACAAAAUAAACAAGGUUCCGGAGGAGAGCCGGCGAAAGUGGGACCAGAAAAAGAUGCUGCCUCAGACGUGGAAGACUUCGAACUUCCCAAUUCUUCCUUUUCCCCAUUGGACCUUAAUGUCCAAGAAUGUCAGCAAGGUUCUGUUCGGGCUCCAGUUGGCAUCUGCAACAGCAUGUACAGUUUUGUCACUAAUGAAACUCAUAGAACAUAACUAUGGUGAGUUGGAGAAAGGAGAUACUGAUGACAGGAACCGCAAAGCGGCUCUAACUAUUUUCUACUCCUUGGCAUUGGCAGAAGCAUUAUUGUUUCUCCUGGAGAAAGCAUAUUGGGAAUGGAAGGUGAUUUACUGCAAGGUGUUGGAGGAGGUGAAUGAGGCGUGUGACCUGGGGCCUUCAGGUAUGGUCUUAAUUACAAGAUUCUUCUAUGUUGCCUAUUCGAGGUGCGUAAAUGGAAGCAAUUUCGAUGGCCUAAAGAUGGACCUAGUUUCGUUCGCCAUGGACCUCUUGGCUUCGAAUUUGCUGGACGAACAGCUCAUUGGAAUUCGCAUUCUAAAUAAAUUUGCGCUGGAUGAGCAGCUCUCUAACGAUGCUCUCCGAAAGAUUGGAACAACGUCACUGGUUGUGGAAAGGUUGGUCAAAAUGCUGACUUGGAAAGAUCUGGAAAAAGAAGAGAUCAGGCAACGUGCGGCGGAGAUAUUAUCAAGACUAGCCAGUAAGGAGCAGAACGCUCUUCGGUUAUCGGGAAUACCUGGUGCGAUGGCAUCCAUAUCGUCUCUGCUACAGAACCACAGGAUGCUACAUGGGGUUGAGGAUGAAAUUCCUGAGAAGAUAAGCAUCCACGAUAACGAGAGUUAUAGGUUAUGUACAUUCAAUUACUUGGGACUUCUCAUUCUAAGGAAACUUGCUCGGGACCAUGAUAACUGCGGAAAGAUAGGGAACACAAGAGGACUCUUACAUAAGAUCAUAGACUUCAGUAAAGCAGGGGAGAGGUUAUUGAAGGAUGAAAAUGUUGUGUUGCCCCAGAUCCUGAUGGUGAAACAGUCACUCCAAGUCCUGAAGCUGCUGGCUAGCACGACGGGGACCACAGGUAAAAAGCUCAGGUAUGAAAUUUCUGAAGAUGUAUUCACAAUCAGCAAUAUCAGAGAUAUACUGAAGUAUGGUGAGAAACAGAAGAAGUUACAAAAACUAGGGAUUGAGAUUCUAACAUGUCUGGGAAUGGAAUCGGAUGCAAGAGAGGAGAUUGGGGGCACUGGCGGAGUUCUCAAAGAGCUGCUUAAUAUUUUCUUCAAAGAGGGGAUGCCUGAAAAUCAGGACGAUGUAAGAACCGCAGCAGGAGAAGCACUAGCAAUGCUGGCAUUCGAAAGCAAGAGUAAUUGUUGUAGGAUUUUGAAUUUGAAGGUAAUUGAAAAGCUGAUCAAAGCAUUGGAAGUACCAUUUCUAUGCAUAAAUGCAGGAAAAAUAUUAAAGAAUUUGUGCAUCUACGUCGGAGAAGACUGUUCCCUGCACUUAUGGGGAGUCAUUGAUGCUUUACCUAUUGUGCUUGGAGCUAUCAUGUCAGAAGAGAACAAAGAGAACAAAUUGGAAGAAGUGUUGGUGGGACUAGCGGCAAAUGUCGUCAAAUUUAUGACUUGUGAAGAAUCGAGCAUCAUGUUCGAGAGAGCUAGAAUUCAAGAGGCUGAAUUGGCCGAGGAACUGGUUAAGAUUCUGAAUAAAUAUCAGAAGCCAACAAUCAAAACUCCGAGAAUAAGGAGGUUUGUCAUCGAGUUGGCAAUUUGGAUGAUGAGAAACAACGAAAUAAAUGUUCGAAUUUUCAAGGAUCUGGGUAUUGUAAAGGAGAUGCAAUCUGUCAUAGAGACAACAACCAAGCUUGAAAACUUCAAGAUUUUCUGUGGUCCCGUUGGAAUGAGCCAGGACAGCACAACCAUUCACUCUCUUGUUGAAAGCGCAAUGGAGUUACUGGACGAGUAGCAAUUCAUGGUGAUGUAGAAUAUAUUCUUUGCCAAAUAAUGUUUCUUUUUCGACAAGUCAGAAAAAUGCAGUAAUCGUGUAUAUAUGGAUGCAUGAAGCUUACAGGCUAUUUCUUUUCAUCUGUACCAAUCUAAUACCAGAAAUUUCUAUGAUGCCAGAACAAAGCUAUAUCUAUUGAGACUUUAUUAAGUCUAUAAAUUCUGUUGACAAUCUCAUUUGAAGCCCUUUC